This is a messenger RNA of Effrenium voratum, 178 nucleotides long. Lineage: Eukaryota; Dinophyceae; Suessiales; Symbiodiniaceae. The record is from the annotation of a GenBank genome assembly.
GAGAGGUGGCCUCCCUGGACAAUGUGGAGGAUACGGCCCCAGCUUACUUGCUCGCCACCACUGAUGGAGUGCUGGCUGCCGUGAACAACCGCUUGGACUUUUGGCACGUGGACUGGUCUGAGCCGCUGGUGGGCGAGUGCCUCAAUGGGAGCUUCAGCCUGAAAUAUGGAGAUCUGCC